UUGCGCGAGAACACGAGGACGAUGGUCGUACGAGAUACGUUUACAACUGUGACUAGCACGGGCAAUUGUUUCGAAAAAACUUCUAGCACGUUCUGGAGCAUCUAAAGUUAACACGCAACUUCUGAUUUGUGAAUAAUUCUGUGUAUAGUUAAUAGAUCGGUAUGAAAGAGAUACGAAAUGAGAGACAACAAAUUAGCCAAACUUUCGAAAUAUUUCUCGAAGAUUUUCUGUUACUUAUUUGAUAAUAAACUUUCCCAUCUCCGUUAUUAAUAAUCACUGACUACGUUUUAAUGUCAAGCUAUGAUACGCUCUCUAUACAUUCCUAUAAUUGAGUAAAAAACAGUUUGAUGAUUGAUGUUGACCACGGAGGUUGACAGUGUGUGUGUCAGAUCGUAUCAAUAAAAAAAAGAUGACUCACAAUCAUCACAAUAUAAAGGUGUGUGAAAUUUGGUAACAUGAGAUACGUUUAAUAAAUAUGGAAUUCCGAAAUACGUUUUUAAUAUGCUACAUAUUCUUCACUGUACAAAACACGUAUGGUCUCCAUAAAAAUUUAAAAUAUUAUGAAACAUUACACGCGUCCAAUUUACAACAUAACAUUGUAAAGAGAGGUGUUCAACAUAGUUAUCAUCCUUUCAACAAAAUAAGUGAAUUAGAGUUUUACUCCCAUGGAAGAUACUUUAGAUUAAUUUUAACCCCAAGGAGAGAAGUAAUUCAUUCCAAGUUUAAAGCAUAUGAGGUCAAUGGCAAUGGGGACGAAAAGACGAUACACUUGGAUCAUGAAAGUUUUUAUCAUGGUCGAGUAUUUGGUGAAAUUGAUUCCCAUGCACAGGUGCACAUUGACAAUGGUGUUCUAACAGGCAGUAUUACAAUUUCUGACGAAACAUUCCACAUCGAGCCGUCUUGGAGACAUCUUCCUCAUUUAGGAAAUGAAACGAUGAUUAUUUACAAAUCGUCGGAUGUUAAGUUUAGUUGGGAACAUUUUGAAGACGGGGAAGGGCAUACUCACAGUGUUCCUAAAACUUGUGGAUACGUGAAAGAAGAAUUGGACAUUCCAAUGUACGAAGAGAAAGACGAAGAAUUUGAUAUUAAAUUAAAUGGGCAUUUUAGAAUGAAACGCCAAACAGAAACUUAUGAAUACACUCCGACAAAAACGAGAUGUCCAUUACUCUUGGUUGCCGAUUAUCGUUUUUAUCAGGAAAUGGGUGCUAGCAGUACAAAAACUACUAUUAACUAUUUGAUAAGUUUGAUUGAUAGAGUGCAUAAAAUUUAUAACGAUACUCUGUGGCAAGAACGGCAAGAGCAAGAUGGAUUCAAAGGAAUGGGUUUCGUUAUAAAAAAGAUCGUAGUUCACAGUGAACCGACUCGAGUGAAAGGUGGUGAGACACAUUAUAACAUGGUCCGGGAGAAAUGGGAUGUUCGUACACUGUUAGAGGUUUUCAGCCGAGAAUAUAGUCACAAAGACUUUUGUCUGGCACACUUGUUUACUGAUCUCAAAUUCGAGGGUGGUAUAUUAGGAUUAGCAUACGUCGGAUCCCCGCGUAGAAACUCAGUAGGAGGGAUCUGCACACCAGAGUAUUUUAAGAAUGGAUACACGUUGUAUCUUAAUUCGGGUCUAAGUUCUAGUAGGAAUCACUAUGGGCAAAGAGUUAUUACGAGAGAAGCUGAUUUAGUAACUGCACAUGAAUUCGGACACAACUGGGGAUCUGAACACGAUCCAGAUAUAACGGAAUGUAGUCCAAGUGCUAGUCAAGGAGGUUCUUACUUAAUGUACACGUAUAGCGUUAGCGGAUACGAUGUAAACAAUAAGCGUUUUUCACCGUGUAGUUUAAGAUCUAUUAGGAAGGUACUGCAAGCGAAGUCUGGCCGGUGUUUCUCUGAACCGGAGGAAUCAUUUUGUGGUAAUUUACGGGUCGAAGGAGACGAGGAGUGUGACGCAGGAUUACUCGGUACCGAAGAUAACGAUGCUUGCUGCGAUAAAAACUGCAAACUCCGUAGGAGUCAAGGAGCAGUGUGCAGUGACAAGAAUUCGCCAUGCUGUCAAGGUUGUGCGUUUAUGCCAUUGGGCGUGAAAUGUCGCGACGCACAAUACGCCACGUGCGAACAAGAGUCGCGUUGCACUGGCGCGAACAGCGAAUGUCCUAGAUCUCCACCGAUGAAGGAUGGCACGGGUUGCCUAGAGAGAGGACAGUGCAGACUUGGGAAAUGCAUACCGUAUUGCGAAACGCAGGGUCUGCAGAGUUGCAUGUGUGAUACGAUCGGAGAUGCGUGCAAACGGUGCUGCCGAAUGAGUUUGAACGAAACAUGCUUUCCCAUAGAUCCUCAAGAUAUUUUACCCGACGGGACACCAUGUAUUCAAGGGUUUUGUAAUAAGGGUGUCUGCGAGAAAACGAUUCAAGACGUAGUAGAACGAUUUUGGGAUAUUAUCGAGGAUAUAAAUAUUAACAAAGUGAUGCGAUUCUUAAAAGAUAACAUAGUCGGCGCUGUUAUAAUCAUUACUGCGAUUGUAUGGAUACCAACUAGUUGCGUUAUCAGUUAUAUCGAUCAUAGACGCGUGAAAGAGAGUCAGAAAAAGUGGCGUUGGAAACACACAGACGAGCUCAUUCAUCCUGACGAGCAGAGACAAGUUAUUUAUGUAGGAGGGCAACGAUCGAGAGUGGUCACUCAACAGUCUUAGGUAUAAGUAUCGUAUUCAUAAUGAAGUCUCUAGUCAUUAACUCGAUCGCUGCUGUUCUUUAUACAAAUUUUCGUUUGUAAAAAAUGUUUAUACUAAGCGAGGAUUAUAUUUAAUAAUAUAUGUACACAUUACGAAAUAAUAAUAUGCGCCUGGCGGGCGCUCGUGCAAGCA
Molecule: messenger RNA, 2845 nt
Organism: Ceratina calcarata
Lineage: Eukaryota; Metazoa; Arthropoda; Insecta; Hymenoptera; Apidae
Gene: Tace
Product: ADAM 17-like protease Tace
Exons: 11
Coding region: 476-2674 (732 amino acids)
Biological process (GO): Notch signaling pathway; membrane protein ectodomain proteolysis
Cellular component (GO): plasma membrane
Molecular function (GO): metalloendopeptidase activity
Source: RefSeq, a predicted model, not a curated record